AUGAGACUAACAAAAUACAAAGUGUUUGUGUGUGCGUGUGUGUUGGUGUGUGUGUAUUACUUUUUCGGCGUCGGCGACUAUUUAUACUCGAAGAGUUUCGACAAUGAAUUCGACUACCCCCUAAAUGUCGAUUUGAAACCGAUCGUACGCGAUGUGUUAUCAGGAAGGAAGCCUAGAAUCGCACCAAUAAAUUAUUACCCCUACAGAUUCCUAAGCAAUUCCGGUAAAUGCAAUACAAUAGAGAAGUUAGAUUUGUUCAUCAUUGUAAAAUCCGCAAUGCACCAAUUCGGCCACCGGUCCGCGAUCAGACAGACGUACGGACAGGAGAAUCUGAUACCUGGAAGGAUAAUCAAGACUCUAUUCUUCCUGGGCAUAGACAACAAUCCCAAAUCCGAUAUUCAGAAGCGUAUAGAUCAGGAAAUGGCUCAAUAUAAGGACAUAAUACAAAUAGAUUUUCAUGACAAUUAUUACAAUAAUACCAUAAAAACGAUGAUGUCCUUUCGAUGGCUGUACGAGCAUUGUUCUACGGCCGACUUUUAUCUAUUCACGGACGACGAUAUGUAUAUAUCUCUUAAUAAUUUAUUAGACUACGUACACGAUCAAACUGUAAAGAACAAUUGGGAGAGAGACAGUGCUACGUCAACAGUGGGCGAAGACAAGGACAACCACUUGUUUGCUGGCUACGUCUUUAAGUCGGCGCCUCAAAGGUUUAAAACUAGCAAAUGGAGGGUAUCUUUGGAAGAGUAUCCGUGGAAUAAAUGGCCGCCGUAUGUCACGGCCGGAGCUUAUGUUGUCUCCAACAAAUCCAUGAAGGUUUUAUAUGUGGGCAGUUUAUUCGUGAAGCACUUCAGGUUUGACGAUAUAUAUUUGGGUAUUGUCGCGAAAAAAGUAGGCAUAGUACCGAAGCACUGUGACCAGUUUCACUUUUACAAGAAAAAGUACAGCAAAGCGGAUUACGCAGACGUCAUAGCGUCUCAUGGUUAUGAUGACCAUGAUGAACUAAUUCGAGUUUGGACUGAACAGAAUAAAGUAGUUUAAUUUUUUGAUGGCUUAACUUUGUAGCAGUUGCUGUGGUGUAUAAAAGGAGGGGGGGGGGGGGUCUGUGCUACCUGCCUGCGGAACUUUCAGGACAAGGACACAUCUAAGAGUACAUAUACGUCUUUUUAUGGGGCCAGCUCUCCUCUCCCCCCUCCUCCAAGGAGAUUGUUAGUAAUAAGGUCUAACAGCCUAGCUUGGAAACAGUCAAUAUUAAUUCUCGUCGAAUUCGUCAUGGUAGGGCAACUUACCUGCAUUCAUCUUCACAUAUCAUAUCUCACUUCACUGGUGCCCCGCCAGUGUAUACCGGUAGUGAAGGCGGGAUUACCACUCCAUUUCCAUCCAUUAAUCCAUUAAAAAAAAAACCCCCUCCCCCCCAUCUUAAAUACGCCAAUGUAUAUCCCUAGCACACGAUUCAAACCGAAGAUUCUAUUUUGUACUUGUUUUUUUUUUUUUAUAUUGUUCUCUGACAAAUAAUAUUAAUAUAGUGUACUUUUAUUGUGUACCUUUAUAGUGUUUUUUUUUUUAAAAAACAUACAAACACAUGUACUUUGUUGGUUAAAUCCGGCAUGAGAGUCAUGGGCACGAUAAUCUUUGCCAGUCAGAUAAAUUCGACUGCAAAUAAGUGCUGGAUAAAAUAGAAUUUGGUACACUAUAGAUAAUGUUUUUU
Galleria mellonella (greater wax moth) is the source of this 1705-nucleotide messenger RNA. Its product is annotated as beta-1,3-galactosyltransferase brn. Gene Ontology annotation, cellular component: membrane. The transcript has a single exon. Bases 1 to 1038 code for a protein of 345 amino acids. Gene Ontology annotation, molecular function: hexosyltransferase activity; UDP-glycosyltransferase activity. NCBI's taxonomy places the organism in Eukaryota, Metazoa, Arthropoda, Insecta, Lepidoptera, Pyralidae. The record is from RefSeq and is a predicted model, not a curated record.